AUGGAAGAUUCGCUUAUUCAAUUAAAUGAUUUACCUGAUGAAAUUCUUAUGAUGAUUUUGAAAAAAUUGCAUAGUUGUGACGUACUCUAUUCUUUAAUAGGUGUUAAUAAACGACUUGAUACUAUUGUGCAAGAUUCAUUUGUUACAGCAUAUUUAACAUUGACAGUGUCUCCUUAUGGUUUUCUUAACUUUACUGAUCCAAUACUUGAUCGAUUUUGUUCGAAAAUUUUACCUAAAAUUCAUCAUAAAAUCGGAUGGAUCAAUGUUGAAUCAUCGUCUAUGGAACGUUUUCUUCGUUCAAAAAAUUAUCCGAAUUUAUACAGCCUUGGUCUAUGUCAUCUUGCAUCAGAAACAGCUCGAGAUCUAUUUACCGAUGGAAGUUAUUUAAUUCAAAAUUUCAAAAAUCAAAUUUCAUCACUUAUGAUUCAUAUUAGUAAACGUUGUCAAGAGUCGACUUCAAUCAAAGAUAUAAAUAUAUUUAUAUAUACACAAAUCUUUACUAGGUUCAAGAAUUUAAAAAAUUUAAAUUUCAAUCCAACUUCAGCUUCUCAAUAUGAUCAAUUAAUAUUUAGUCCAUCACCUCCAAGAAUUUUUUCAUCAACUCUAUUACAAUUGCGUGUCGUCAAAUUUAAAUUUAAUAUUCAUUCAUUUAUUCCUUUUAAUAAUCAAAUUAAUUUACCAUCAAAUGAAUAUAUUCAACAUACAUUUAAAAAUUUUGCAAAUAAAAAUCAAAUUAUUUCAUCAAUUGAUUGUUUUCCAAAAGCAAAUGAAUUUCAUUGUCAUAUUUAUUCAUAUCCAUAUAUAUGGACAGAUUAUGAUAAUAUAACAAAUAAUUUUCGUGGUGGAUUAUUUAAAUCUGUUCUUAAACUCUCAUUAGUUGAUGAACGUCCUUUCGAACGUGAAUUUUUUCUUCGAAUUGCUAAAUCAUUUCCAUGUGUCAAAGAAUUACAUGUACAUAAUCAAGAACCACAAAAGAAUGACAAUCAACAAUGGUCAAUCAUUGAAUAUUCUUAUCUUAUUCAACUUGAUCUUCUUAAAACUCAUGAAAAUUAUGUGGAACAAUUUUUGAAUAAUACUAAACUGUCUUUAUUACAUAAUAUUUAUCUUCGUGUGGAUUAUGAUACUUUACAAAGAGUAACAGACAAUUUUACAAAUGAUACAACACGAAUGAAUUGUUCCAAAAUCAAAUAUCUAAUUUUAUACAAUCAACCAGAAUUUUGUUCUCCAAAUUUAAAAGACUAUUUUGCUCAUGCAGAAAUCUGGUGA
This is a messenger RNA of Rotaria sp. Silwood1, 1266 nucleotides long. The record is from the annotation of a GenBank genome assembly. NCBI's taxonomy places the organism in Eukaryota, Metazoa, Rotifera, Eurotatoria, Philodinida, Philodinidae.